AUGGUGUUAAUGAAAAACUGUUCGGCUAAUGAUACAGCAUGUAACGCCGAGAAAAUACAAAUUAUACGCGAGAAUCAGUUUAUUGUUCAACAAUUUGAUGCAUUUGCAAAAAUACCAAGCGGUUUAAUGAAUCUUCCUAUUGUAUGGCAAGGUUCAUAUGAAGAAUGCUCAAGUGUUGAAAGUCCCUACAAAAAUUAUACUACGCAGUUUUGUUGGAUAAAUAUGGCAAUUGAUACAACACUGAUCACUGGAGAAAAAAAUGUAACUUAUGUGGAGACGAUACAGGUUCCAGUCUUAAAGUUCUGCAGCGCAACUUGUCGGUCACCAGAUCCACCAAAAAAAAAUGCUUGGUUUUGGAUAGUGUUGUUGAAAGUUAAGAUAUUUUUCGGAUUUUCAGGCAUCCCAGUGCUACUAACUUUUUCAAUGUACACCAAUGGAGCUGAAAUCUUAAGUACAGUGAAACGACCCGGACAGAUAGAUUGUAUUCACUGUCUGAGAACUGUUUCUAUGACGUGGGUAUUAGUUGCUCAUGUAAUUACCAAAUACGCUUAUGGAGAUAACCCGACCGGAUUAUUAAGUUCUGCGAAGUAUAUUUUGAAUGACGCCGUCUUCAAUGGCUUCCCGUCUGUAGACACAUUCUUCUUCAUCACUGGUGUAUUAUCGGCAUAUUUAUUUUACAAGGAAAUGGAGAGACAUCCAAGAAGUUUGAAAAGUCCCGUGUACUGGACAUUAUACUACGUUCACAGAAUACUCAGGCUAAGUCCACCUUACUGGUUAUUUUUGGGUUUUUAUGUAGUGCUGUAUCCUUACUACACACGAGGUCCGAUGGUUCCAACUGACAUCGAACCGUGCAAAAAAUAUUGGUGGCGUAAUCUUCUGUACAUUCAAAUCUUCUUUAAAUCGGAGGAUCUGUGUAUGGGUCAUACAUGGUAUUUAUCAACCGAUAUGUUUCACCACAUAUUUGCUCCGCUGUUGUUAGUACCAUUAUGCUUAUCAAAAGUAGCGGGUGUUGUUUCAGCCGCAUUACUUAUUGCAAUGAGUAUCGGUGCUACUUAUGGAACCUAUUACAAGUACGAUCUAGCAUCUAAUUUUUUUAGCGGUGGAGGUCAAGACAUGGAGAAAUUUUAUUUAUUUUUCCGUUACAUUUACGGAGUACCAUGGGUACGAUGCACACCAAUGAUUAUUGGCAUAUUAACUGGAUAUCUGCUACAAAAACUGCAAAAGCGAAAAAUUCGCAUACACUGGUUUAUCGCUAUAUCUUUAUGGUUGUUCUCCUUAGUUUUGGCAGCUGUUUGUGUCUACGCUUUGUAUGAUGCACUUCGUGGCAAAACGCACUUGAGCACUGCAGAAGCGGCUAGUUAUUACGUAUUUCAUCGCAUCGGUUGGGCAUUGUCAUUGGCAUGGGUCGUCUUCGCGUGUCAGUUCAACCUAGCUGGACCUAUAAAAAACUUUAUGGAACUGAGCUUCUGGAUGCCGUUCUCUCGAUUAACAUACACAGCUUAUCUUGUACACUUUUCACUAAUUGAUGUUAUCAUGGCGGUAAGUCCAGUUUUGACGUCGUAUAAAGUACCUGACAUCGUGACUUUUGUUCUUGCAUUUGUGUGGAGUUGCGCGUUUGAAAUACCGUUUGGUAAACUUGAAAAGAUGGCUACAGCCGCGCUUGUUAAAGGAAGACUUCAGCGCCCCCCUAAAGAAAAACAAAUAGUUUUGAUUUCUUACCUCAAAAACGACCAAGCUUUCGCCGUUCUAUUGGUCUGA
Molecule: messenger RNA, 1758 nt
Organism: Enterobius vermicularis (human pinworm)
Lineage: Eukaryota; Metazoa; Nematoda; Chromadorea; Rhabditida; Oxyuridae
Source: the annotation of a GenBank genome assembly